Messenger RNA from Alosa sapidissima (American shad), 3041 nucleotides. It is a transcript of the gene cfap20dc, whose product is annotated as CFAP20 domain containing. The record is from RefSeq and is a predicted model, not a curated record. NCBI's taxonomy places the organism in Eukaryota, Metazoa, Chordata, Actinopteri, Clupeiformes, Clupeidae. The transcript has 18 exons. Bases 207 to 2606 code for a protein of 799 amino acids.
CGACGUCCAGCGAGCGUUUGAGCUUCCAUGAUUAACCUCACCUUAUCUAACUUGGAAACAGUUUUACCUUAAAAACAUUUUCAUGCAACAUGAUAUUCUUAACUUAGCAGCAUUCCACAUUGGACUUGGCUGGUCGAAUUCAGCAGUUUCAGUCAUCUUGUGAACCACACACAUGACCUCGGAAGGAGUCCAAACAUAUCUUCAAAAUGUUUAAAAAUGAAUACCAGUCAAAAGAAGCCCAAAUCUGGCAACACUGUCCGUUAGACGCUCAUCAGAAGACUACACUGGGCGAGAGGGGAUGUAGAGCUGUAUCAUGGACUCCAAAUAAGGGAGGGCCUGUGGUGGAAAUUUUCAGUGCACAAGGAAAAGAUCCUGUAGCAAAAUGGAAACUCUCUGGCGGACCUUCAGGAAUAAGUAAAGAGUUUGAUAAGGAGGUGAAGGGAUUUGUCUACUGCUUGGAGGGCAGCAGUCAGACCAACAGGAUGCAGAUACCACGUGAUAGCAAAAUGGCUCUUGGACUGGUUCAGAAGUUCUUAGUCCUCCAAGUCAAGGUUCCCCUUGGUAAGGAUUUUUCUACAGAGCUUUUGAUAACUGAUGCAGGUCAUCUGAAGAGAAGACUGUACUUGUCAACAGUACACAAGGAGGUUUCUGCAACCCCCCUUCAUGCCAGAAUACCUCUAACAAGUCUAGCCCGUAAUGUUUGGUGUAACAUGUGCAUAGAUGUGGGUUCGUUCACCCAAGAGAUGUUCAAGGGAGCGGUGUUUAUGCAUUUGGAUUCCAUUAGCAUAUCAGCCUCAUGCAAGGUCAGGCGGAUCUUCACCAUGAAAGCUGAGCCUGCGGACUCGGACAGAGAUCUCUACAUCUAUAGACAUGGCAGACUGGAUGAAAUACCCAGGGCUUGCCAGUUUCCAGUUGAGGUUCAGCACAUCACCCAAGUCAUCAGCAUGAAAACCGCGUCUGCGUCUGACGUUAGAGCUGGCUCUUGGAAAACAGAUUCUGAGCAGACAGGCCCCCCGGCUAGUGCACGCAGUACCAAGAGCCACGACUCCUCCCAUGUGGCCUUUGGCUCCAGAGUUGCACGUCCACCCCCAUCCAUUGGGAAGAAAAACAACCCAGCACCCAGCAGGCAAGGACAAGAGGACAAAGGCAGAUCUCGGAAGUUGCAGCCUUGUCCGCCUCCAGACAGGCCAGCGUCUGAACAAACUCAAACCAGGAGGCCUCAGAUGCACAGUGCUGGGAGGGAAAGGCCCAACUUAACAGAAAGAGGAAUUGUACCUCAGAAAUGGGAGGUUGAACAGGCCCCUACUCUUCAUCCUGUCCAGCCUGCCAUCGGCCACAACAGAGCAGACGCUUCAGAAGAUGAGGUGACAUCGCUUUGCUCUUUAGAGGACGGCUGUCUGGAUAGCUCUGACCAGGAAGCUGGCCAGCUCGAUGAUGAGCCCGACCCGCUGUCUGUCCCCUGUGAGUCGCUGGCGCCUCUCUCCGCCCCCCUGGCUCCAGGGCAGCGGGGUGACAGUGACGUGAGUGACAAAGAGGAACCACUGCUCGUCUUGGAAGAGGAGGGGGAGGAAGAGGAGGUGUUUACUUUCUCUUCGCGGCCACACUCAGCCAGGCGGGGGCAGGGCCUUAGUAACAGCGUCCAGGAAAUGACCUUUGACCCGACCGCUCUAGGUGAAGAUGACGGAGGCAUGCGCAAAGAAGCGCGACCCGAAGAUGACUUUAUUGGCAGUGAGAGUGAAGAGGACGAUGCCUACGCCAAGUUCCUCCUUCAGAGAGGUGCCGUGCAGUCCAGCCCAGCUCCUUGUACCUCUCCGGAGCCGUCCCACUUGGCAUCGGGGUCAGGCUCCCACCGUAAGUCUCCUGGCGAGCCGCGCCAGACGAGUCCCAAAGCAGCAGGACCAACUUGCUCGCCUGGGGUCAGUGAGGGGUCAAGAAGACCUGACCACGGCAGUGUGGCUCCGACUCGCUGCCUGUCCCCUGGGGCUCCCAGGCUGAGCUCCCGGCUGGAGCGUCCAGGAGCAAGGAAGAGUGGCCCGGGUGGGGACUGUAGGACGUCGCUCAGCAAGAGGUCUCUCCGAGAAAUACCCCCCGAGGACUGGAGGAUUCAGGCGGGCGAUGGCGGCCGACGAGCUGCCCUGGUCUCGAGUGGCGGUGGCCUGCCCAGACCUGGGGACGCGGAGGAGGAGGAGGAGCUGCGGAUGUUGGCCAGCCUGUGCCGAGAGCAAACGGAGGAUGACGACGGCAGCGGUGGUGGCGGCCUCAGUGCCUCCCAGCGGCGCCGCUGCAACGUCAGCCUCAGCACCAGCAGUGAUGACACUACCACCUGGACCCAGUGCUACCCUGUGCCCGACAGCCAGGGCCAGUACUACCAGAAGGAGAUGAAUCCUCUUCUCCACUCCAAUCCCAGGGAAUGGAUGGAUGUACUCAGCCCUCCCGUCAUCCCUCCGAGCCAGCAGAGGGCAAAGGGCAAGGAUGACCUCUGCAAGGUCACAGAUGAAGGGGCUGAUAAUAGCUGUGAUGGUGAGGAGUUUCUCAACUUGCUCUACGAUCCAGGUCUUAGCUGUUACUUUGAUCCACAGUCUGGGAAAUACUAUGAACUGGCCUGAUUGUAACUCUACUGUUUAUAGUUUGUAUCAUAUUGUAUUGUAUUGGACGGCAUAUGUAGUCUCCCCAUACUGUAGAAAUCCAAUGUUCACACUGAUACUGAUAUAAAGUUACGAAACACAUGCUGAGUAACUGAAUUGUAUCAAUUCAUGAUCAACUUGAUAUCAAAGGAUAGGAAGCUCUUCCUUUCAUAAUUUUGGUUUGUAACAUUGGGCUGGAUUGUUUUUCAUUACUGUGUUGUUGUAAAGUGUUCAACUCAAGCAAGAGCACCUUUCUGCAUGCUGUUGUAUUGUAUGGGUUGAUCACCAGCGGGAAGUGUUUUACAUAAGAACUGAUUUAAAAUAAAAUGUAUAUAUAAAACAAUAUUUAAAUGUUAAAAUGUUGAGCUAAUAGGUUAAAUGAAAGUGUUUAACUCUUCAAAUGAGGAUAGUGUUUAA